This is a messenger RNA of Sporothrix schenckii 1099-18, 444 nucleotides long. RefSeq lists its product as uncharacterized. The transcript has a single exon. NCBI's taxonomy places the organism in Eukaryota, Fungi, Ascomycota, Sordariomycetes, Ophiostomatales, Ophiostomataceae. The record is from RefSeq and is a predicted model, not a curated record. Bases 1 to 444 code for a protein of 147 amino acids.
AUGGACCGACCAUAUCGUAGCAAAAUCUACGGCAUUUUCGAUACUUACAAGUCCCUGCAAACUGUAUGUGAAAGCCUAGGACCUGCUCUCGAACAACGUCUUGACACUGCUCGUUGUGGAGGACUUUCGGGGCUUUCAACGCUAAUUCCCGAUACGAGGCAGAGUUUAAAAGGUUUUUCGGCCCAGGUAUCUGGCACUGGCAUUAGCCCCCUAUUGAAGCCUGUGUGGAAGCCGCUAGCAUCUUGGCUCGCCCCUAAACCCACUGAGCCCGCAGCGCACAUGCCCACCCACGGCCCAGAGCAGCGCGCCUGGAAAGCGGCUCCUUCCAAGAACGGCAUUUGCCGCCAAUCUGCAGGCACUUUCCUCAGCCGUGCCAAUCCUCACUCUGCCCAACACCAUCUCCUUUUCUUCAGCGGACAGCGAUCCAAGACACGACCAAAUUGA